Messenger RNA from Microbotryum saponariae, 425 nucleotides. The record is from the annotation of a GenBank genome assembly. NCBI's taxonomy places the organism in Eukaryota, Fungi, Basidiomycota, Microbotryomycetes, Microbotryales, Microbotryaceae.
AUGUCCUGCAACGGCGUCCGUACCGCCCUAGCCGACUGUCUCCUCAAGUCCGACUGCGUACUCAAAUCCGAACCACCGAGAACACCGCACGAAUGCCUGCAGCACCAUAGCGACGCGUUACCGAUCGAGUGCCAGCAGUUGAGGAAGGCCUUCUUCGAGUGUAAGAGGGGGAUGGUCAGUCCACUGCCUGGGAACGGGGAGAUAGUUUGCCCUUUUUUGCUGAUCUGGGGAUACGUCGCGUCUCAUAGUUGGACAUGAGGUCCGUCAGUCUUCGCGGGGCGUGAUCUCGCACGUCGAGAAACUGACUUUUUCACUCGUACCUUAUGCGUCGGUAACUCUUUUCCAGGAAACGGUUCCGUGGCAUCGAACCAGCUUCAACAAAAGUAUCGCCUGUCGCAACGGACGAAAAGGGGAGACCAUCAUAG